Molecule: messenger RNA, 1309 nt
Organism: Quercus robur (English oak)
Lineage: Eukaryota; Viridiplantae; Streptophyta; Magnoliopsida; Fagales; Fagaceae
Product: SNF1-related protein kinase regulatory subunit beta-1
Exons: 4
Coding region: 216-1118 (300 amino acids)
Molecular function (GO): protein binding
Source: RefSeq, a predicted model, not a curated record
AACAACAACAUCAACAACCGUCCCUACCACCUCCAUUAAAAACAAAGCUUUUUCCUUUCUCUUUUGGCUCUCUUAUCUGUUAUAUCUAAAAUCGUACACUAUUUUAUUUGAUACUGACACAAAUUAAAAAUAACAAUUAAAUAAAGAAAUAUAAAAUUCAAUUCAUUGUAUAUAUUUGGUGGAUCUGGAGUUUCUUCAGUAUUGCAAAUUUUGCAAUGGGAAACGCGAACGGUAGAGAGGAUGGUGGGAACGGGAUUGAAGAAGAUGAAUCGUUAUCGUUAACUGGAACGACAAGAUCCAACGGUGAGAUGGGAUUGAGUUACAACCACGCGCAGGUUCCAGGGCGCGUGGCAUCUUCGGAGUCAAUGGGAAACAUGAACAACAACAACAACAACAACAGCAACACUCCUCCUCACAGCCCAGGCCGCUCUGCUUCUCCUCUCUUAUUCGCUCCUCAGCUGCCUGUAGCUCCCUUGCAAAGGGGUGAUGGUUCACCCUUUUUCAAUAAUAUCUGGCAGAAUGAAUCUCAGGGAGUUGUUGAUCAGCCUCCUGAACGAGCAAUCCCCUCAAUGAUUACAUGGAACUAUGGUGGUAACAAUGUGGCUGUGGAGGGAUCUUGGGACAAUUGGACAUCUAGGAAAAUGCUGCAGAGAUCUGGUAAAGACCACUCAAUUCUUCUGGUCCUGCCAAUAGGUAUAUACCAUUACAGGUUCAUUGUUGAUGGUGAAUGGAGAUAUAACCCAGACCUUGAUUUUGCACCUGACGAAAUGGGCCAUGUUUGUAAUCUUCUCAAUGUUCAUGAUAAUGUGCCUGAAAACCUUGAGAGUGUAGCCGAGUUUGAGGCUCCACCAUCACCGGACUACAGUUACAGUCAAACUUUGCCAACGGAGGAAGAUUUUGCAAAGGAGCCAGUGGCUGUUCCACCCCAGCUGCAUCUUACUGUGCUGGGUAUGGAAAACUCAGGUGAAGCUUCUUCUUCAAAGCCUCAGCAUGUUGUGCUUAACCACCUUUUUAUAGAGAAAGGAUGGGCCUCUCAGUCUGUGGUUGCCUUGGGACUAACCCAUAGGUACCAGUCCAAAUAUGUCACAGUUGUCCUCUAUAAACCACUCGUAAGGUAAUGUCACUUUUCAAGUCCAACUCUGUAAAGCAAAAAAUUAAUAAUGCUUUUACAGUUAAUUGUGAAGACAUUUUGAUUCAUGACCAUCAUGUUUUGUUCUGUCACACAGCCGCUCGCUAAUCUCAAGCAUUUGCUUCUGGAACUUUUUCCUUCAUGUAAAUAGUGAAAAAACUUGUCAGCAUUUCACGUCUA